Messenger RNA from Haliotis rufescens (red abalone), 1871 nucleotides. RefSeq names its product toll-like receptor 3. The transcript is spliced from 2 exons. Gene Ontology annotation, molecular function: protein binding. NCBI's taxonomy places the organism in Eukaryota, Metazoa, Mollusca, Gastropoda, Lepetellida, Haliotidae. The coding region runs from base 221 to 1717 and encodes 498 amino acids. The record is from RefSeq and is a predicted model, not a curated record.
CAUAUCCUGUACUAUUUUCGACUGAGGUCAAAGGUUUCGAAGGACAAAGAUAGCCAUGGUUUAUGAAAGUAAAAAUAGUUCGGGAAAGCCACACAUUAGUUUCGGCCUGCUGGCCACUUGGAGUGUACAAUGCGAGAAAUAACGAUUUACUGCUCGGGUCGUCAUCUUUUUGUUUAAGAAGGCAACAUAGUUUUCGGAUAUUUGAUAACAAGAUUCCAGUAUGGGAUGUACCGCUACAACGCUGCUCUUGUCGUUCUGUGCGACGACCUGUUUCUGUGUAUUGACGUCCAGUGACGGGAUCAGUGUCCUACCUAGCAGAUCCGACUCAAGCACAAAGGGGAAAGAUUGGUCAUUCUGCUAUCUGACCAUCUGCAUGUGUUCGGGGCCGCUGGCCAACUGUCAGUUUGGUCAUUUGACGUACAUUCCUACAUUUUGGGACAACAUUACCCAACUGAACUUCACAGAUAAUAACUUGCAUUGGAUCUCGAAUGAUACGUUCGCCAACAUUACCCAUUUAAACCUGCAUUUCCUGUCUCUUGCUUGGAACAAAAUACAGAACAUUUCUGAUGAUGCUUUAGCUGAACUCCGUGAGCUCAAACACCUGGAUCUCACAGGAAAUGAUCUUCUUACUCCAAUAGAUCUGGCGACGGCUUUUCGAGGUCUUGAUAAUCUUCCUCUCGAAGGCCUGACGUUAUCAGGUAUGAAGCUAAAGCAUGUGCCACUGAACAUGUUUCAUGGGAUGAAGAAUAACGUCCUUAAGUAUCUUGUCCUGGAGAGAAACCAUCUGGAGGAAUAUAACCAAGAUGCGUUUUCAUUCCUCGGGAAUAUACGUGCUCUAGAAUUAGGGGGGAACAAGAUUAGUUCGUUGAAGUGGGGCCACGCUCCAUAUUUGAGCAUCCUGUCCCUUGAUGGCAACGUAAUAACAGAAGUCCCAUCCUUUUGUGGCAUUAACUCAAGUUUUUAUCCCAAGUUACAGAAGCUGUAUCUUGAGCACAACCUUUUGACUGAAACAAGACCACACAUGUUCAAAUGUUUACCACACAUCAAUAUUUUAGGACUCAAUGCUAAUCCCAUAGAAGGAAUUGAAACUAACACCUUUUCAGAAUUAUCCAGACUCAAAACCAUCUUUCUAAAAAAUCUUAAAGGAUCCAAAAUGUACAUCAAGAAUCAUGCGUUCAAUAACAGCAACAUCAAACGACUCACCAUGGAGGGCAGUCAUUUUACGUACAGUGACAAUAACGUUGACGCAGACUCAUUCAGUGACUCCACAGGCUUAAAGAGCCUUGACCUAUCAUUCAGUGAUAUGUACGGCGUAAAUGAAAGUUUCUUCAUGCGGCUGUUCAAGGAUCUUCGUGGAUUAGGAGGCCUAGCUUUGGGUGACUGUAAACUCGUGUCUGUUCCUGACGCUAUUCCUCUGAUGCUGCACAAUCUGGUAUAUCUUAAACUAUUCAACAACCGACUGACGUUCCUGCCCAAAGACAUAUUCAGAAACUUAACGAAGCUCACACAUUUGUAUGUUGAUGGUAACAAAAUACCAGAAUUUGAUGAGGAUACCUUUCCCGAGAAGCUUAGGAAUCGACUCAGAAAUGUAAAUCUGGCCAAUAACCCUUUUUCUUGCACAUGUUCCAUUCGCUGGUUUCUCUCAUGGGUACAUCAGGACAAGAAAAAGUUUCUGCAAUUUCCCUAUUUCUACAAAUGCAGUUCUCCAGCAUAUUAACUUCAUAAAUCGUUAUCAGAAAUUUCGUUCUCAGAACAAUCUUGUUUGUUUGAGAGAACCGUUUAUGUUGCUGUUCUCGGGGGAACCGUUCCUCUCAUCAUUGUCUUCGUGGUAUGUGUACUGUUGUACAGAUGGCGUUGGCAAAUACGGUACU